GGUUUGCCGCAUGCAGCUCUCGCCUCCUGCCCAUCACCCCCCUUCUUUUUUGCCAACCUCAGCAUUCUGCUUACAUCUAUAUACUCUUCUUUGUUUUCUAUUCUCUCUGUCUUUUCAACUUUAUUGUCUCGCAAACCGUUUGUUGUCGUCUGCGCUGCCGCUUCACUUCUCCAUCGCGGAUCUUACGAAGCGACGACACCGUAGUUUCACCUUCCACCCUCGUCGUGAAAGCCGCUCUCUCUCUCUCUUGCUCGGAAAGCAUCACCAGAGGUGUUUCCGUCUGCGCUGAACUGUUCAAAAAAAAAAAUUUGGGCGGGAGCGAAAUGAAAUCUGAUGAAGCGCCGCCGCCGUCCGAGGCGAUCACGCCAGCCGAGAGAUCUGACGUGAACGAGACGAGCGAGGAGCCACCAGCACGGUACCCUGGGACCGAUGCGAUCAUGCACGACCCUCCCGAAAAGGGCUCGACGACCGACAGAGAUGCGGCCAGCGGCACAGAUGGCCAUCCCCACGAUUCGGUAGAGAGCGAUAACGUGCGUAACGCCUCUGGCGACCCGGCGCUGCUGUGGACGAUGGAUGAGGAGACGGUGCUCCUGCACUGCAGCGAGGCGUCACUGAAGCACAUUCGCACCCGCUUGGAAAACCUUUUGUUGGGUGUCUCCCACGCCCUCCGUACCCGCGAGACCCGUGGCGACUCGCAGGGGCCACUGGAGAGCCGGUCGGGAUCAGCCAGUCGGUCGGGCUCAACCGGUCGGACAAAAAGCCGCCCUGUGCUGGACUUUGCGGAGUCGGUGCUCGUCGCCGAUCACGCUGUCCGCCGCAUCGUCGGGGAGGCCUUCAACGCCUUCGAGGAGGACGAAGUUUCGCAGAUGGCGCAGCUGUGCUCGCUGGCAGACCGCGGCGCCGGCGACUGCGAAGCGCUCGUGCGCAACGCGGUGGUGGUGCUUCAGGCAUUAACCCACGACGGCGAGGCAGUGCGCAACGUGCAGAAGUUCCGUGAGUUUGUCGAGGAGCAUCGCGAGGUAAUGGGCAGUGCGCAGUGGAGACACGACUACGUGACGGCUAUGCGCUCGAUGGCGGUGGGGUUUUUGCGCGAGCCGACCGCGAUUAUGGCGUCCUACGGCAACUCGAUGAAUCAAAUCGUGGAGCACGAGGCUCUGUACGUGGGGCUGCUGCGCCUGUGCGGAGAACGCCCGCUUGGCAGCACGCCGCAUCCGAAGGAACUGGCAGAGAGCCUGGACGGUGCGUCACUGAACCUGCGACCCAUCCAGGAGGCGCAGAGCGAGCAGCAGCACCAGCAGUAUCAAGACGCCACACACCCACCUGCAACCAAGACCCGCACCGCAACAGCGCCAAAGCACAACUCCAUCUGCAUCCACACGACGAAAAACUCAAGCAAGCGCACUCACGAGCGGCGUCCGUCCUCUACGCCGCAGCAGCACCACCAGCGGCCAACGAAGCCCUCCACCGAGGACCUACAAAAUGCCAUGGAAGGGCUGAUGCGCAACGGCUCCUCCAGUCCCGUUUCUCCCCUCAAUAUGUCGGGGUCUCGGCAAGACAGUGCGGCGGGCCCCCCGCCAAAGAGGCUGCACAAACUGCGGAAGUCUCUGAGCCACAGCGACUCCACCAUCGACGCGGAGCAACGCGCCUCUGCGUCGUGCGCGCGAGCGAAGAAGCAGAAGCCAAAGAGCGAACCCGUGCCGGAGGUGCCGCGACGGCUCAGUCUUCAUAACGGCAAAGGGACCCCCAUGUCGCAUUACUGA
Molecule: messenger RNA, 1760 nt
Organism: Leptomonas pyrrhocoris
Lineage: Eukaryota; Euglenozoa; Kinetoplastea; Trypanosomatida; Trypanosomatidae
Exons: 1
Coding region: 324-1760 (478 amino acids)
Source: RefSeq, a predicted model, not a curated record